Adineta steineri is the source of this 1008-nucleotide messenger RNA. Lineage: Eukaryota; Metazoa; Rotifera; Eurotatoria; Adinetida; Adinetidae. The record is from the annotation of a GenBank genome assembly.
AUGGAAUUUAAUUUAAUUCUGAAUCUUGCAAUAUUAUCGUUAUUUUGUGGUUCAAUAAUAUCGAUCAAUCUGAGUCCUUGUGCCAAAUGGAAUUCAUCAGGUAUCGCGGUGGCUGGAAAUAGUAUAUACGGAAGUUCGUCAAAUGAAUUAGCUAAUCCGACUGGAAUUUUUCUUGACAAAGGUAAGAAGAUAUUGUAUAUUGCUGAUCAUAAUAAUGGAAGAAUUCAAGUCUUCUUAUUAAAUAAUUCAUCAAAUAAAAGUAUUACUCUUAUAUCUAAUCUCAAAUAUCCUGUUCGAAUUUAUGUUGAUAAUCAAGAAACAAUUUAUAUUGCACUUGAUACAAGCAAACGUAUAGAAAAAUGGAUCAAAGGAGCAACACAAGGUGUACAAGUUGGUCAAGAAUGUCGCGGAUGUUCAGCUUUAUGGAUAGACGAAGAAAAGGAUUAUGUUUACAUGUCAGAAUGGAUUCGAAAUCGAGUGAGCAAAUGGUCAAAUGAAACCGAGAAUACAACAACUGUUGCUGGUCAAUCAGAUCGAACUGGAGCAACAAAUCAAUUUCUCAAUGGUCCAAAAGGAUUUUAUUUUGAUAAAAAAAGUGAUACAAUAUAUGUUGCUGAUACAGGUAAUCAUCGAAUUCAAAAAUGGCUUAAGAAUGCUGAACAAGGUAUUACUGUUGCUGGAUCAAGUAGUGGAAAACGAGGUGAAGAUGCUGCAUCAUUAUGGUUUCCUGAGAAUGUUUUUAUUGAUGAUCAAACAAAUGUUAUUUAUGUUACCGAUACAAAUAAUAAUAGAAUUCAACGUUGGUUAUUUAAUGCAUCUCAAGCUGAAACUAUCAUUGGUGCAUCAGGUCGAGGAAAUCGAACUGAUCAAUUAAAUCAUCCAACUGAUUUAGCAUUUGAUGAUGAAGGAAAUCUCUAUGUAUGUGAUUCUUAUAAUAAUCGUGUACAAAUGUUUCAAUUAAUCGACAAUCAAUUGUGUUCAAAAGGAAAUAAUUCAAUCAAUGAGUAA